AUGCAACGACUGUACCUCAAUUUUGGGGAAAGACUUUCACAGGUGUACAUCAACCCGUACUCCGUGGCCACGGCGGUGGUGCUUGUGAAGGUCAUCUUACUUCGCAAUCUGGUGAUCUCGCUGUUGUCAGAUGCCGUCGAUAAUACCCAGUUGUGUACUCCAGAAAACACCAAUAUGCUUCGAGAAGCGUCCAAAUCGCUUCUGCGGACGCUGGAGUCGAUUAUCACCCUCACCGCAAAUACUAACUUAUACUUGUUCACCCUUUUCAUUGAGGUGGUUAAAGCAACCGUCAUCUUUGCCUUUGAAGUGUUGCUUGGUACCUAUACUUGUUUGCUUUCUGCUCUUGUUGAUGCUAGUGCCAAUUUUGCCCUUGAUGCCGGUACCGAUAUGAUCAUCGCCGUCAAUACGACCAUUGUUGCCGCUGCUGAAGGCAUUCAAGAGGGAGUACAAGGGUUAGAGGAUGUACUUAAUUCGAUGGCCGAUGGGUUAGACGCCAUCAAGAACUUCUUUACCGGUUCAAUCCUGGAGAAUAGUUCCCAGUACCAUCAGAUGAUUGACCUUAAUGUUGACGCCUUGAAAAGCGUAAAGAUUCCUUCUCUGGUGACUGACUCUAUUGAAACGUUCCGCAAUGACACGUUACCUGAUUUUAGUCUGCUUCUGGAUGAUAUCAGUAAAGCCAUAGCGCUUCCCUUUGAUGCAGUACAAAAGUCUAUUGCCAAUGCCCUUAAUCAAACCGAUGUGGAAACAGUACCACCGUUGAAUGUGGUUGAUCCCAUGUGUGAAUUGGACCUCGACUCUCAUACCAAGAAGUUGGUUAAAACCAUUGAAGUCACGUCGAAAUGGAUUAUUAUCGGGCUUUCUUUAGUAUUGGCAGCAUUGUUAUUGGUGGCAGCUUACGAAACUUAUAGUUUUUGGCGCCGCAAACAAGCACAACUUAAAGAGAUGGCGACCACUUCAAUCCAAGAUAACGUCGUGUUUCGCUACGAUAACCCUAUAGUAUAUUGGGGUCAUCGAUUACGUCUUCUUCCAUCAAACACACUGAUGUGGGUCACCGAGUAUAUGGCACUGCCUCCAGCAUUGACGAUAUUGUUCAUUGGGGUUGUCGGUCUAUUAUCAUGCUGGCUUCAAAUGACGAUGAUUAACACCGCGGCUCAAGCGAUCCGCCAGUUCUCAAACGACACUGCCGAUUCACUCGCAUCGCCAGACUUUACCGGGCUGCUUAAACUGUAUGUUGACGACACCAACUCGGUGAUCGCCAGUGCCGAGUCCAAUCUCAAUCAAAGCGUCAUUGGUCACGUUCAAGAGUUCACUUAUGAUCUCAACAAAACGGUUCUGACGUUUUGGGAUACGCUUAAUGGCACUGUCAACGCCAUCUUUGGUAAUACACCGGUGAUAGGUCCGGUGGUGUCGACUGUGGUCUACUGUACUAUUGGUCGUAAAGCCGAACUGAUUGAGUCGGGGCUCACAUGGAUAAAUCACCACAUUCAUGUGAAUAUCCCCAGAUUUGGUGAGGAUGAACUAGACGGGUUUGCUGAUGCCAUGGGCAAGGAGAAGAGUAGAUCAGUACUAAUAUCACCAAUGGAAAAGGCACUACAAUGGCACAAAGACGCCGUGAUCACUGAGGCCUACGUUCUGGCAGCGUUUGUCGGUCUCUGGGCUUUCCAAGGUGUCGUUGCCAUCACUUUACUCAGCAUCUACCGUUUUAUGCAAAAACGAAACACCAUUAAAUAUUAA
Diutina rugosa is the source of this 1734-nucleotide messenger RNA. It is a transcript of the gene PRM1, whose product is annotated as pheromone-regulated protein. Gene Ontology annotation, cellular component: mating projection tip. The record is from RefSeq and is a predicted model, not a curated record. Bases 1 to 1734 code for a protein of 577 amino acids. NCBI's taxonomy places the organism in Eukaryota, Fungi, Ascomycota, Pichiomycetes, Serinales, Debaryomycetaceae. The transcript has a single exon.